AUGUCGGCGGCCUCCACGCGAAGUUCGGUGACGAGGAAAUCAUCGCUAUCAAAAAGUUCUAGUUCAGACAAAUCGGCAAAGUCCUCGACGAAUUCCUCGAAAUCCCCGACAGCCGCCAGUGGAAACAAACAGAAAAUGCAGUACACAAAAACCAGGGAGCGCAUGGUCGAUGAUGUUCCACUGCCGCCCACCCACAAGCUGACCAUGUCGGAGGUAUACGACGAUCCGAAGACCGGAAAGCCCAACUUCGACGCCCUGCGCCAGCACUUUCUGCUGGAGGGGCGGAUCGAGGAGGCGGUGGCCCUGAGGAUCAUCACCGAAGGAGCCGCCCUGCUGCGCGAGGAGAAGAACAUGAUCGACGUGGAGGCACCCAUUACCGUGUGCGGGGACAUUCACGGGCAGUUCUUCGAUCUCGUAAAGCUCUUCGAGGUGGGCGGCCCGCCGGCCACCACCAGGUACCUUUUCCUAGGCGACUACGUGGACAGGGGAUACUUCAGUAUUGAGUGCGUUCUGUACCUGUGGUCCCUGAAAAUAACCUACCCCACCACACUUUCCCUGCUGCGAGGAAAUCACGAGUGCAGGCACCUCACAGAGUACUUCACCUUCAAACAGGAAUGCAUCAUCAAGUAUUCGGAAAGUAUUUACGACGCCUGCAUGGAGGCGUUCGACUGCCUGCCCCUCGCCGCGCUCCUGAACCAGCAGUUCCUCUGUAUUCACGGCGGUCUGUCGCCCGAGAUUUUCACACUCGACGACAUCAAGACGCUGAAUCGCUUCAGGGAGCCGCCGGCCUAUGGGCCCAUGUGCGACCUGCUCUGGUCCGAUCCUCUGGAGGACUUUGGCAACGAGAAGACCAACGAGUUCUUCUCGCACAACUCGGUGCGCGGGUGCUCCUACUUCUUCAGCUACUCGGCCUGCUGUGAGUUCCUGCAGAAGAACAACCUGCUGUCGAUAGUCAGGGCCCACGAGGCCCAGGAUGCGGGGUAUCGCAUGUAUCGGAAGAACCAGGUUACGGGCUUCCCCUCGCUGAUCACCAUUUUCUCCGCCCCCAAUUAUCUGGAUGUUUACAACAACAAGGCAGCUGUGCUCAAGUACGAGAACAACGUGAUGAACAUCCGCCAGUUCAACUGCUCGCCACAUCCCUACUGGCUGCCCAACUUCAUGGACGUCUUCACAUGGUCGCUGCCCUUCGUGGGCGAAAAGGUAACCGAGAUGCUGGUCAACAUCCUGAACAUUUGCUCAGACGAUGAGCUGGUGGCCGGACCCGAUGACGAGCUCGAGGAAGAGCUCCGCAAGAAAAUUGUGCUCGUGCCGGCGAACGCGAGCACUAAUAACAAUAACAAUAAUACGCCCAGUAAGCCAGCUUCCAUGUCGGCGCUGCGCAAAGAGAUAAUUCGGAAUAAGAUUCGGGCCAUUGGCAAGAUGUCGCGCGUCUUCUCCAUCCUCAGGGAGGAAUCCGAGAGCGUGCUCCAGCUGAAGGGUCUGACGCCCACGGGCGCCCUGCCAGUGGGCGCCUUGUCCGGCGGAAGGGAUUCCCUCAAGGAGGCUCUGCAAGGACUGACCGCAUCCUCGCACAUCCACUCCUUUGCGGAGGCCAAGGGCCUGGAUGCGGUCAACGAACGGAUGCCGCCGCGUCGUCCUCUUUUGAUGAGUGCCAGCAGCAGCAGCAUCAGCACGGUCACAAGGAGCAGCAGCAGCAGCAGCAACAACAACAACAACAGCAGCAACACCAGCAGCACCACGACGACAAAGGACAUCAGCAACACCAGCAGUAAUGACACCGCAACCGUAACCAAAACGAGCAGGACGACUGUGAAAUCGGCCACCACCAGUAAUGUGCGGGCAGGAUUCACCGCCAAGAAGUUCUCAUAGGGGGUGAAGCACUUGCCUGCUCAACACUGACUUCUAUCAUUUUCGUUUCGACCUUCUGUUACCCAUUUAAGUUUACACCUUGUUAGGGUAAGGUCAGACGUGGCCAUAAAUUAACGCUCGUCACAAAGUUCUGAUAACUUCGCAUAUGAGAUAGAUAAACAUGAAACUAGGACACUAGUUUGCGCCAAUUUAUUUCAGUGUCUGACCUUAGCUGUAGUUAAAAUUUUAUACAACAACUUUCUCUAAUGCUAGUCAUAAACCAACAAAUUGCAGCCUGCGAUUGCUCAGCUUUCGAUUGCAGGUGCAUACUUAUAGAAUCUCUCCGCAAAAACUCCCGGGCGAUAUUAGCAAAAAUUUAUACGUGACAUGAAAAACAGUUUAAUAAAAGGUGGCUACAAAUA
Messenger RNA from Drosophila mauritiana, 2270 nucleotides. RefSeq names its product serine/threonine-protein phosphatase 2B catalytic subunit 1. Gene Ontology annotation, molecular function: calmodulin binding; calmodulin-dependent protein phosphatase activity. Gene Ontology annotation, biological process: calcineurin-mediated signaling. The record is from RefSeq and is a predicted model, not a curated record. The coding region runs from base 1 to 1869 and encodes 622 amino acids. The transcript is spliced from 12 exons. Gene Ontology annotation, cellular component: cytoplasm; calcineurin complex. Lineage: Eukaryota; Metazoa; Arthropoda; Insecta; Diptera; Drosophilidae.